This is a messenger RNA of Cuscuta epithymum, 2634 nucleotides long. NCBI's taxonomy places the organism in Eukaryota, Viridiplantae, Streptophyta, Magnoliopsida, Solanales, Convolvulaceae. The record is from the annotation of a GenBank genome assembly.
CUUAGUCAAAGUGAGUAUACGUGCAUGGUGAGGAUUUAGACCGAGAGACAUGUGUCCGAUAAGUCGUAGAAAAAACGAACGGCAGACGACGUUACUCUGACACCGAAAAACCCGCUCACGAACUACGAGAACAUGACCCCAAGCUUAGCUUGUCCCGGACCUCUACUUAAAUGUCGUACUCGUACACAACCUGCUCGAGAAAUAGUGCGAGAGAGAAAAAGGAAAUAAGGAGACUCUCAAAUGGGUAUAAAAAUGAGCCUGACCCACAAAACCACAGCCCGUACCAACUGAAUCUGAUCUGAUUGAUAUAGGUACUGCUACUAUUAUUACUUACCCAUCUCUUCCUGCUGAUUUCAUACUACUCUCUUGCGCAGAAGAUCUACGAGAGCUAGUGGAAAAAGUUUUACUGACAGUUGAGGUGGUGGUUGAGGUUUUUUCUUGAACUGUGGUGGUGGGGGUCGGUCCGGAGAUAUUGAUAUGAAGUUUAAUAAGCUGGGAUUUCUGUAAUUGGAAAAAGUUUCAUGAAUGGUUUGCCCUCAGAUCUCUGCUCCAACUUUUGUCCCUUCAAUGGGGUCUUGAUUACUUUCCUAUUCAUUGUGAAAAGCUUCCGGUAUACUUAUAAAGAUUUGUACUUCCCCACCCCCACCCCCACCCCUGGUUUCUGAGAAAAUCCUGGCAAUAGGGUUUGCUUUUAGCUUGUGGGUUUAAUCGAGUAUGAUUUGGGGACCUGUUUAGAGGUGAAAUUUUUGUUCUCUCUACUUGUUGCUUUUCUAAGCAAGUUCCAAGGAAACUUGGAGAUCGAGGCUUGUAGGGUGAAUGUGUAAAUUCUCCCUCCCUCCCUCCUCAUAUUACCUCAAUAUGAUGAAACGUUGCUUGUGCGGGUAGAGAGUUCAGAAGCUGCUUGUUUCUGGAGAGAAUCUUUACAGAAGUAAAAGAAAAGGGACAUUUUGGUCAGGUGUGGAGAAAAAGAAGCGAUUAUAUCAGCAGCUAUAUAUGGCUAAUAGGUGGUGGACUGGAAAUGUGGUGGGGAUGAAUGAGAUGGGGGGGUCAGGUGGAGGAGAUCCAGAAUUGCAUCUGAUGAGAAACAGUGGUGAGGAAGAAGAAGCGAAGAGAAGGGAGCAGGAUUUCAUGGCUGAUACCAGCAGUGAUGGGAAUGAAGGGCAGAUGAUGAACUCUACUGAUCCUGGGGCCCUUGUGAUUUCUGAACCCAGCAGCUCCGGUCGCCGCCCAAGGGGGCGGCCUCCCGGGUCAAAGAACAAACCCAAACCCCCAAUUGUGAUCACCAAGGAAAGCCCUAAUUCCCUUCAUAGCCAUGUCUUGGAGAUUAGCAGUGGAAGUGAUAUAGUUGACUGCAUCUCGGCCUUCGCCCAACGCUGCCACCGCGGCGUUUCGGUCUUGAGCGGCACCGGUGUGGUAGCUGACGUCACUCUCCGGCAACCAACCUCUCCAGACGGAGUCGUCACCCUCCGUGGGAGGUUUGAGAUACUGUCCUUGUCGGGGGCUUUUUUGCCAUCCCCAUCGCCCCUAAGGACGACCGGGCUGACGGUUUACCUAGCGGGUGGGCAGGGGCAAGUUUUGGGUGGGAACGUGAUCGGUGCACUUGUGGCCUCUGGGCCGGUGGUGGUGAUUGCCGCCACCUACAUGAACGCCGCCUACCAAAGGCUUCCUUUGGAGGAUGAAGAGCUGCGGCAGGCCGUGGAUGAAGGGGGCGUGCCAUUAGGAGUAGUUGAGACGGUUUCAUCAUCAGCCCCACAUUCUCACGGGUUGGUUGAUUCUUUGUACAACUUGCCACCCAACUUGUUGCACAAUGCCGGGCACAUCCCCCAUGAAGCCCAUUGGCCACCUCCUCCCCGCCCUCCUCCGCCUUCUUACUGAUCAAUCGAUAGGACUGGGAGAGAGAUCGGCCGCUAACCUCGCCCCUCCGAUCAGUCAGUCCUGCAUCUUGCUCAAAAUGUAAGCAGGGUUUGAUGAAGCUUAACAACAUUUUCUUGUUGUCAUUCCCCAUUUCCCCUGUAAACUUUUGUGAAUCCCCCUCUUAUAUUUCUUUUCUUGAGUCUUAGUCUUUUUUGGUUCUUCAUUUGUAAAAUGUUACUUUGUUGUGUCUUAUCAAGGGGUUAUGAAAUUUCUUUUUUAAGCUAUACGUCCUUUUUGUUCAAUUGUUAUAGCAAUGGCAUCAACAUUAACUCAUUGAGCUAAGGUUUCACUCCUCUCUGAUCCCCGCUUUCAUGCAACAUCCUAUAUUACUCCAGCUCAUCUGGUAAAGCGACGGGAAAGUAGGAGAAAUGAUCAAGGAUCGAAAUCCGCAGUGACUGUGUGGAGAUCAUAGCUCCUAUGUGUUGGGUUGGGCCUUUGGUGUGCACGGGUAUAUGGUCUAGCACCGUAGGAUUGGUUGAGUCAACAUCCUAUACACAACAUCCUAUACGCAGAUGGAUUAAUUGAUGGAUUAGAACUUAUAAUUAAGCGUUUACUUUAUAUGUGUCUGUCUAAUCUAAUACGGAGUAUAAUGUAAUAGGGAGUGGAGUAUAAGAGAUAGAUGGAUAGGUUCAGCUGUAUAUUUAUGGUGCUCAUUAUGCUCGCGACCACUUCUCCGUAUAAUAGUCCAUUUUGGUAGGCCAAUAUCUGAUCUUAAGUGCA